This is a messenger RNA of Tarenaya hassleriana, 1333 nucleotides long. Its product is annotated as transcription factor MYB86-like. Gene Ontology annotation, molecular function: DNA-binding transcription factor activity, RNA polymerase II-specific; RNA polymerase II cis-regulatory region sequence-specific DNA binding. Lineage: Eukaryota; Viridiplantae; Streptophyta; Magnoliopsida; Brassicales; Cleomaceae. The coding region runs from base 41 to 1102 and encodes 353 amino acids. The record is from RefSeq and is a predicted model, not a curated record. Gene Ontology annotation, biological process: regulation of DNA-templated transcription. The transcript is spliced from 3 exons. Gene Ontology annotation, cellular component: nucleus.
GGUACAUAUAAAAAACAGGUUUUGAAUUUUGAAAAAAAAAAUGUUAUUUUACCAUGAUGGAAGGAGAGACCCCCCCGCCGCAAUGGCAGGCUCCGAUGAAGGUUUGAGGAGCGCAAUUGAGGCGGAGCUCGCCGAGUUGGUAGGAGGAGAAGCAGGGGAACCCAACGGCGGCGGCGGAAGCAAGGUGAAGGGGCCGUGGUCGCCGGAGGAGGACGUGGUCUUGACGAGGCUGGUGAGCAAGUUCGGGCCGAGGAACUGGAGCCUGAUCGCUCGUGGAAUCCCAUGUCGUUCUGGGAAAUCGUGCCGAUUGCGGUGGUGCAAUCAGCUUGAUCCUUGCCUCAAGCGCAAACCUUUCACUGAUGAGGAGGACCAAAUCAUAAUCUCGGCUCAUGCAACUCAUGGAAACAAAUGGGCUGCAAUCGCAAAAUUUCUGCCUGGGAGAACAGAUAACGCCAUCAAGAACCACUGGAAUUCAACACUGAGACGUAAAUAUGCAGAUCCAUGGAAGUUCAAGUCUGGCAUCAAGAAAGAAAAGGUGGAAAACAUACCAACUCCAUCCCCAGAAGAACAAUUGUCUCAGGGAGAAAAGACCACUUCUGAAUCUCCAGAACUAAAUGAUGUUACAAUGGAUGAUAGCUCCAAUGAAUCUCGUGAACAUAAUAUAUAUCGCCCAAUGGCUCGUAUCGGUGCAUUCACCAGCCUGAGGAGUGGAUACAGGGAGCAACAUAUAGUGCCAUGUGAGGGACCUCUGGCUCAGGCCUCCAGACCUGACUCAGCCGGUGGUGUAUUUCUUCAGUCCCUUUCCGAUGAACCUAACAUCCCCGCAAAAUGCGGGCAUGGUUGCGAUACUUAUCCGUCCAAAAGCUUGUCUUCCUCUCGGAACUCUCUGUUGGGUCCAGAGUUUGUGGAUUAUGAGGAAACUUCUACCCUUUUGGACCUAGAAUUGAUCUCUAUAGCCACCGAUCUCAACAACAUUGCGUGGAUAAAGAGCGGCCUUGACAAUACGCUUGUUAGAGAAUCUGAGCAGAGUUUGAAGGCCGAUGAUUUUCAAGCCAAGUUUACCGGGAUGAUGAACAAGACAAGACUUUUCUGCACGAGCUGAACUCGAGGGAUUGAACUAGGAGAUACGGCAUUCAUAUUCUCUUUCGUGCUUCUGAUCAUAGAAGCUGGGAGCACAGAUCUCUUGAAGGGAGAGUAUUGGCGUGAUACUAUGGAAGAUGAGAUUUUCAUCGGCUUGUAGGGAUACAUCAUAAUCUUCAACGGCGAUCACUUUAGAAGAUUUGAGCUUAGAGAAACCAUUGCAGAGCUUCAAUGGAAGCAUAGGACUGUAAUC